AUGACUCUCACUGACUUCAUUGACUGCCACGUGCUGAGAGCUAGGGUGCCACGUGGCAGCAGCAGCAGCAGAAGCAGAAGCAGCAGGGGCGAUCAAGGGAAGGCAGGAGGGAGCAGGAGCCGGACGGGAUUGCAGCAAGAGAAAGUGGAGCAAGUGGAGGAGGAGGACGGGGAUGAGAGGAUAGGGUAUCUAGCGCAACACACACUGUUCGAACAGAUCCCCAUUCUCCGAGCAGACAUCGACAUUCCCCCCUACUGCUGGCUCAGCGCUCCUGCUCCCCACUCUCACUCUCUCGGAUCGAACCCUCCCUCUCACACCUCUCCGCAAGAGGCCACUCGCACUGCAAGCAUGGGUGAUAGCAAGUACAUGCGUGUGUACAGCAGCACAGAGGAUGCUCGGCUGUACCCACACAAGGAGAAGAUGCUCUGCAACUCCAGCCAGGUGGAUCUAGACGCGCCUGACCUCACAGCCUUCCCCCUCAUUCCCCUUGCGCCCUUCUGGGACGUGCUGCUCUCCCCCGGCGAUCUGCUCUACAUCCCGCCGCGCUACUGGCACUACGUCAAGGCCACGCGCCCCAGCUGCUCCCUCAGCGCAGAUAUUCUAAUACAAGCUUCUACAAGGUCGCGCCGGAUUGGUCUGGAAUAUCCGAUCGUUCUCGUCGCCACCUGCGCCGAGUUCACUCCUCUUCCUCCAUAUCACGGGGCCCGUGACGCGUCGUUAUCCACGCCGUCCAUACCCAGCGCCUUAACUCCACGUCGCGAUGCCGGACGAGCCAGGGUCCCCGGAGAGCAACCCCGAGGAUGUCGAGGGAGGAACGUCGGACAUGGCGGCGGCGAGGGAGGGUCAUCGUCGGUUCGAGAGCAGGAUCGGUUCCUGCCUAUCGCGAAUAUUAGUCGGAUUAUGAAGAAGGCGCUGCCGCAGAACGCCAAGAUCGCGAAAGACGCCAAGGAGACGGUUCAGGAGUGCGUUUCCGAGUUCAUCAGCUUUAUCACCAGCGAGGCGAGCGACAAGUGCCAGCGUGAGAAGCGCAAGACGAUCAACGGCGACGAUUUGCUGUGGGCGAUGAGCACGCUGGGAUUCGAAGACUACGUGGAGCCGCUUAAAGUGUACUUGCACAGAUACCGCGAGACUGAGGGCGAGGGAGCAACCAAGGACGGCAAGCCCCAGCCAGCCCCAGGAGGGUCAGCGCAGCAGGCAUCGCUACCCUCCUCGCUUCCCAAUCCAACGCACAGAUGCCAUCAUCAUCAGCAUACCCAUCAGGGGGCACAGUUCCCUACAUGCAGCCGCAG
This is a messenger RNA of Closterium sp. Yama58-4, 1289 nucleotides long. Lineage: Eukaryota; Viridiplantae; Streptophyta; Zygnematophyceae; Desmidiales; Closteriaceae. The record is from the annotation of a GenBank genome assembly.